This is a messenger RNA of Megachile rotundata (alfalfa leafcutting bee), 891 nucleotides long. It is a transcript of the gene ND-SGDH, whose product is annotated as NADH dehydrogenase (ubiquinone) SGDH subunit. The record is from RefSeq and is a predicted model, not a curated record. Lineage: Eukaryota; Metazoa; Arthropoda; Insecta; Hymenoptera; Megachilidae. Gene Ontology annotation, cellular component: respiratory chain complex I.
CUUGGCAGUACGUAACUCUUCCGUUCGAUAGAAUUCGGGAGUAAAAAUGGCAGUGUUCAGUAGAUUAUUAUUCGGAAAUAAUCAAAAAUUGUUACAAACUAAUGGAUUACUGACAAAACUGCUGAAUAAGAAUAGUCCAUUACUUAAUAAACAAACAGGAAGUCUAAGAUGCAUGUCAGAGCAUCGAACAAUACCUAUACAUGCAAGUCGCUGGCAAUGGCAUAAAACCAAGGAUUGGAUACACUUCUACUUUUUCGUGGGUGCUAUACCUGUUGCUCUGAUUAUUUUCUAUGCAAACGUGUUUAUAGGCCCUGCAACACUAGAAGAAAUACCAGAAGAUUAUGUUCCACAACGAUGGGAAUAUUUUCGAUCUCCAAUUACAAGAUUCCUUGCAAGAUACGUGUUUCCAAACCCACAGCAAGAAUACGAGAAGCUUCUUGCCUAUUUGGAAAUUACCGAUGCAAAAAGGAGAUUGCGAUUGCUACAUAAUCAAUUUAUCGAUAAUAUCAAGGAUCAUCAGGAUUAUCCAGCAUAUUCUUAUCAUAGAGCUAUGAAAUUUACGUACAUCAAAGAAUAUAGGAAAAUGAUGGAUGAGGGAACAGUAUAAUUCAUUUGAAUCUGUUACAGUUGAUUUAUAUACAUAGUGCACCCAAAUAUUGUACAAAGUAAGCAUUACAAUUAAUAGCUGUCAAAUAGAAACUAUAAUAAAAACUAUUUGUAGUUGAUUCUAUGGCAGUCAACUGCUUUUUCAUACGAAUUUCUUCAAUAGACAAUAUGUUUCAAGGAUCACAAGGGAAUUGUACUUCUUGUGCAUAGGUGUCUUCUCUUGAAGAGCAGAUAUUAUUGCAAAAGGAAAUGUUGGAAAAUAAACGAAGUAACGUUUGCCAAUGG